Messenger RNA from Rotaria sp. Silwood1, 618 nucleotides. The record is from the annotation of a GenBank genome assembly. NCBI's taxonomy places the organism in Eukaryota, Metazoa, Rotifera, Eurotatoria, Philodinida, Philodinidae.
AUGAUCGAUAAUUACAAUAAGAGUAAUGAAGGAGAAUAUUUAGUAGAAAAUGAAUCAUCAUCAUCCACUAAUCAAGAAGAAAAAAAAGCCCCACUUGCAACAAAAUGGACUUUUUGGCUUGAUUCACAAAAAAAUAAAUUUUCAUCAAAACAAGAUUAUGAAGCUGGUCUUGAAAUAAUAUCUUCUGUUGAAACUGUUCAAGAAUUUUGGAGUGUUUUUAAUAAUAUUCCAAAACCUAAUCAAUUAGCAAAUCGUGUUAGUUAUCAUUUAAUGCGACAAAAUCGAAAACCACUAUGGGAAGAUAGAGAAAAUGAAAAUGGUGGAAUUUAUACAUAUAGAUGUCCAAAAACUAAAACAAAUACGGUUUGGCAAGAACUUUGUUUAGCUGCUAUUGGUGAACAAUUUUCUGUUAUUGAUGAUGAUGAUAUUGUUGGUAUAAGUAUACAAUCACGUGAAGCUCAACUUGAUAUAAUACAAAUUUGGAAUUUAAAUCCAAGUGAAGAAGCACAAAAAGCAAUUGAUAAAACAGUUGUUGAACUUUGUUCUGAUGAUACAUUUCCAAUAAAAUUUUAUAAAGCUAAUUCAUCACAUAUUAAUUUUGAAGCAAAAAAUAAUUAG